Impatiens glandulifera is the source of this 2745-nucleotide messenger RNA. RefSeq names its product glycine-rich domain-containing protein 1-like. The transcript has 9 exons. Lineage: Eukaryota; Viridiplantae; Streptophyta; Magnoliopsida; Ericales; Balsaminaceae. The record is from RefSeq and is a predicted model, not a curated record. The coding region runs from base 135 to 2555 and encodes 806 amino acids.
UGCUAAAUAUCUGUUUUCAUUAAAAAAAAAAAAAAAUCUGUUUCAGUUUCUUUAUUAAUCUCUCUCUCCUAUCUUCAUCGUUCCGAGAAGAGAACUGAAGCUCGAUCAAGCUUUCUGAUAGACUGGUUGGAGAGAUGGAAUCGGAGUUAGAAUGGGAUAAAGCGCAGAAAAUUGAGAUAAGCGUGGAUAUUCUUACUGUUGCCAAAAAGCAUCUUCUCUUUUUGUCUACUGUAGAUAAAAACCGUUGGCUCUAUGAAGAUUCUAUUAUAGAGAGGGCUAUUUACAGGUAUAAAACAUGUUGGCUCCCUUUGCUUGCGAAAUUUUGUAAGUCCAAGGAUUUUACUCAAGGACCUUUGGUUGUACCUCUUGACUGUGAAUGGGUUUGGCACUGUCACAGGCUCAAUCCAGUUAGAUACAAAUCUGACUGUGAGAAACUAUAUGGUGGGAUUCUUGACAAUGAAAAUGUUUUAUCGUCUAUUCAACAAGAUGUAUCAGCAACUGAAACUGAGAAAAUCUGGAGUGAACUAUAUCCCAAUGAACCUUACCUCCUUAAUCAUCUUUCUGAAGUAUCUGUCCCUAUGGAAGAUGUUUCUGAUGCUGCUAACUACACCACAUAUGAUCUUCUUUCUGGUAUCAAAAGGCAAAUCCCAUUCUCUUAUCAGGUAUCCAAACAGCACAUGAACUACGAUCUUUUUCUUGAGACAGCCAUUGCUAGAUACAAAGGAUUUCUGUAUCUAAUCAAGUCGAACUGGGAGAAAUCUGUGAAAUGCUUUUGUGUCCCAACUUAUGACAUUGAUCUAAUAUGGCACUCUCAUCAAUUAAAUCCGGUUUCUUAUUGUAAGGAUUUGGUAAAAACACUUGGUAAGGUGUUAGAGCAUGAUGACACUGAUUCAGACAGGUCAAAAGGGAAGAAGUUAGAUACUGGAUUUUCUGAAACUACCAAGCAGUGGGAAGAAACAUUUGGUUCAAGAUAUUGGAGAGCCGGGGCAAUGUACAGAGGCUCGACUCCAUCUCCUGUUACUACUAUUCCUUAUAAGUCCAAUAGUUUGAAAACAAAGGAUGUUGAAAUUACUCAACAUGAGAAAAUUACAUCCAUUUCAAAGGUUGUCAUGUCAGUGGAGAUCAUGUUAGAGUUCGUUGCAGUGAGAAACUUACCUGAAGGACAAAAGGGAAGUAUUUCAGUCAUGUUUAGAAAAACACAGCCUGACAAUAUCUUUAAUGCCAAGAGAAGACUCAAUAUUAUGUCUGAGUAUGGGCAGAAACAGGUGGCUUUAUUCCAGUGCGAACCUACUGGAAAUCUCAUAUUUGACCUCGUAGCUCAUUCUUCAUCCAAAUUGCCAAUUCCAAAGGCGGUUAAAACCAUCGGUUCCACUUCCAUCUCCUUGGAGGAACUUGUAUCCUCACCUUCAACUCUAUACUUUGAAAAAUGGCUUGAGCUUGAGCCCAGUUCUGGCAUUAUUACGCAGAAGUCAAAGCCAUUUGGUCUUUUGGUUGCCCUUUCGUUCACACCACCAACAUCAGAACCAUAUAGUUUUAACAUGGUCCGAUCACGUUCCUUUACAAACAGUUCUUGCUUUUUCCCACUUCCUAAGAGGGUUCAGUUCACUAAGAGUUGGACACAUAUUGUUGAUGAAUGUGGUGGUGAGAUCAUCAGCCUGCAGAUGAGGGAUAAAAAAGAAACUAAAGGGUCGAACAACUUCAAUAUGAGCAAAGAGGUUGUUGGCAUUACCAAAUCUGGUGAGACUCAACAUCUUGCUGAGUUUAACGGGUCAGAGUGGUCUUUGCUGGACUAUAAAUGGUCUUUUCAGCUUCAGAAGGGAUCUCGUGCACAUGGUGAUCUCAUUGACCUCAAAGGACAUAGGAUGAUCAAAUGGUUCACUGGACGUAGAUUGGAAUAUCAACCGAAAACCUGCACAAACAAAAGAAGUGAACAAGAGUUCAUCACUGUUGUGGAGUUCUCUGCAGCUGAUCCAUAUGGCAAAGCAGUAGCAUUGUUUGAUUUGAAAUGUGGAUCGUGCAAGGUGAAUGAGGAAUGGUUUGUAUUGCCUGGUCUGGUGUUGGCUUUUAUCCUUGCUAACAUUUGGAAAAAGGAAGGAUACAAUAACGACGACAAUAAUAACAUUAAUAGCCUGGUGAAUUGUGAAGAGAAACUGGCAGAUGCGGAACCUCUCAUUAAAGAAGAGGGCAAGUUAACAGAACUUGCUCCGACUGCUCCUCAAACGGAGGAAACAGAACUGAAAGCUGAAAUAUCUAUAGUGGGAACAGAAAAUUGUGGCGGUUGUGGAGGUUGUGGUGCAGGAUGUGGCGGUUGUGGAACUGGAGUGAAGAGCGGCAGUUGUGGAGGCUGUGGUGGAGGUUGUGGCGGUUGUGGAACUGGAGUGAAGAGUGGUGGUUGUGGAGGGUGUGGUGGAGGUUGCGGGGGCUGCGGUGGAGCUUGUGGUGUUAAUAUGGAAAAGGGUGGGAAAUGUAGCGGCUGUGGAGGUGGCUGUGGUGGAUGUGGCGGUUGUGGGGGUGGUGUCCGGGGUGGUGGUGGGAAAGUAGCUGCAGUCAACUAAAAAAUAAUGAAUGAAGUUUGUUUGUUUGUUUAUUUGUGUGUUGUAUGUUUGACAUAUAAUAUAUAUGGCUGUCAUGAAGCAUGUAUCUUAUUAUUAACAUGUGGCCAAUGUAUGUAUGGGAACUCAAAAGUUGGUUGCAUUUGUCUUUCAUUAACAAUCAAUAAUAUGUGUUGUAAGUUGCAGUGUUCAA